Penicillium malachiteum is the source of this 1545-nucleotide messenger RNA. Its product is annotated as flavin-containing monooxygenase. Gene Ontology annotation, molecular function: flavin adenine dinucleotide binding; NADP binding; N,N-dimethylaniline monooxygenase activity. Lineage: Eukaryota; Fungi; Ascomycota; Eurotiomycetes; Eurotiales; Aspergillaceae. The transcript has a single exon. Bases 1 to 1545 code for a protein of 514 amino acids. The record is from RefSeq and is a predicted model, not a curated record.
AUGAAUGGCCGCGAUAAUGGUCACGCUAACGGCCACGCGAAUGGGACAGACUCCAGCAUUGAUGUGGUGAUUAUCGGCGCGGGCAUCUCCGGAAUCAAUGCCGCUUAUCGUCUCCAAACCGAAUGUCCCAAUUACAGCUAUACCAUCCUCGAGGCCCGCGAUGAUUUGGGAGGCACAUGGGAUCUGUUCAGAUACCCCGGUAUUCGAUCGGAUUCGGAUCUCUAUACCUUUGGAUUCCGCUUUAAUCCCUGGACCCCUAAAAACCCGAUUGCCGAGGGCCAUAUGAUCAAAGGCUAUAUGCGCGAGACUGCCGAGAAGUUUGGAAUUGACAAGCAUAUGCGCUUUCGCCAUCGUCUCAUCUCUGCAGACUGGUUCAGUACAGAAAACCUCUGGACACUCAAUAUCGAAAAUGACAGCCAUACCAAGAUCGUCAAGGCGCGAUUCAUUCUCUUCGGCUCUGGCUAUUACAACUACAAGGAACCCCUGGAGGCGAAAAUUCCCGGUCUAGAAAACUUCCAGGGCCAAGUGAUUCACCCCCAGUUUUGGCCAGAGGAUCUAGACUACAAGAAGAAGAAGAUCCUCAUUAUUGGCUCUGGCGCAACUGCUAUCACAUUGUUGCCAAAUUUGGCUGCUCAGGCCGAACGGGUGACCAUGAUCCAGCGCAGCCCGACAUACGUCUUUUCACUCCCAAAUAACGGCAACACCUUGCUUCUCUGGUGGCUUGUACCAUUUUCUUGGCUCCUACCCAAGACGUUAUUCAAGAGUAUCCAGCGCAUGGCCUGGCUACUGGCUGCAAGAUUCCUAUUCCUUUUCUGUCGCAGUUUUCCCUCCCUAUCAAGGUGGAUCCUUAAGCUCCGAGCCAAAAGGCAGCUCCCAUCCCAUAUCCCUCACGACCCACAUUUUAAACCACGCUAUGGUCCCUGGGAACAGCGUCUUUGUGUCUCACCAGAUGGUGACUUUUAUAAAUCUCUGCGCAGUGGCAAGGCAGACGUGCGAACCGACACUAUUAAGACCGUCACUAAGAAAGGCAUCACCAUUAAUUCGGGUGAGACCCUCGAUGCAGAUAUCAUCAUUACAGCCACAGGAUUGAAACUUCAAAUCGCCGGUGGAGCUGUCCUCUCAGUUGAUGGAAAGAAGAUCGAUAUUGGCUCGAAGUACAUGUGGAACGGCAUUAUGAUCCAGGACCUGCCUAAUGCAGCCUUCUUCAUUGGAUACACCAAUGCUUCAUGGACUCUAGGUGCGGACGCAACAGCGCAAUUUGUGACCCGUCUUCUCAAUUCUUUUGAAAGUCGUAAACUUAUCGCGGCUACUCCCCGAAUGAACUCACAGUAUGCCGGCGAGGUUCAAAAUCGCCCCUUGUUGAAUCUCUCUUCCACUUAUAUCAAUGUUGCGGAUCGCGUUCUCCCCAUGGCUGCGGACCGAGGCCCCUGGCAGGCAAGAGAUCACUACCGGAAGGAUAUUAAGUUUUCGCUUUAUGGGAAGAUUGAUGAUCAGAUGGAAUAUGUACAUGGGUCAGAUCUGCAUGUUCAGCCGAAGAUUGCAUGA